Molecule: messenger RNA, 303 nt
Organism: Ilex paraguariensis (yerba mate)
Lineage: Eukaryota; Viridiplantae; Streptophyta; Magnoliopsida; Aquifoliales; Aquifoliaceae
Source: the annotation of a GenBank genome assembly
AUGACUAUACAAGAGAGAGGUACCAUGGAGAGAGUUACCAAGGCACAUUUCCUCCUCGCCCUUAUCGUGGUGUUCCUAGCUGUGGCUGAGGGAGGAAGGGAUGCCCCAAUGAAAGACGACGUCUACAACCCUCAGAACUUUUUUGGCUUCGGCUGGUUCCCUUUUUUCCCAUUUUUCCAUCAUUUCCCCUGGUUUGGAGGCAUGCACAAAGUUGAAGCUGGGCAAAAGGAUAGGGUUAAUGGCAAAGAGGGGCUCGAUGAUGUUCCAAAGGUUUAUGGAAAUGCUGCAGCUGGAUAUCCAUGA